Molecule: messenger RNA, 1236 nt
Organism: Camelina sativa (false flax)
Lineage: Eukaryota; Viridiplantae; Streptophyta; Magnoliopsida; Brassicales; Brassicaceae
Product: mannose-P-dolichol utilization defect 1 protein homolog 2
Source: RefSeq, a predicted model, not a curated record
GAUUUAUAACAGGAGGAAAUUAGAAUACACACACAUUCGCUUUGGUAGGUUUAUAGAUUUUGAUCCGCCGCCCGAUCCGCCUUAAUACCAGCGCCUAUAAGCAAAUCUCGUCGGGCAUCUUCCGUCUAGUAAGAUCCAAGCCGCUCAAAGAGGAAGAAGAAAACAAUGGAUUAUCUCGGAAUCGACAUGAGCUGCGCGAUCGGAUCUCUCCGUAACGGUGAGUUCCCGGAGAAAGAUUGUCUUCUUCCUCUAAUUUCAAAGCUUCUCGGUUACUGCCUCGUCGCUGCUUCCAUCACCGUCAAGCUCCCUCAGAUAAUGAAAAUCGUGCAACAUAAGAGUGUACGAGGCUUAAGUGUUGUGGCAUUUGAGCUUGAGGUCGUUGGCUAUACAAUUUCACUUGCUUAUUGUUUGCAUAAAAGCCUUCCCUUUUCCGCUUUCGGCGAAAUGGCUUUUCUUUUGAUACAAGCUUUGAUUUUGGUUGCUUGUAUCUAUUACUAUUCUCAACCAGUCCCUGUAACAACUUGGCUCAGACCACUCCUAUAUUGUGCUGUCGCUCCGACUGUGAUUGCUGGACAGAUUAAUCCUACGCUCUUCGAAGCUCUUUAUGCUUCACAGCAUGCAAUAUUUCUCUUUGCAAGACUCCCUCAGAUAUGGAAGAACUUCAAAAACAAAAGCACUGGAGAACUUAGUUUCUUAACUUUCUUCAUGAACUUUGCCGGGUCCAUAGUGAGAGUUUUCACUAGCCUCCAGGAAAAGGCUCCACUUAGCAUUCUUACGGGUUUUGCUCUAGGAGUUAUCACCAACGGAAGCAUCCUGACUCAGAUUCUCUUGUAUUCAAAGCCUGCACCAGCAAAGGAGAAGAAAGGCAAUUGAUAGGUAGAAAGAUGUCCAAAAUCAUACUGGUGUUGAGGCCCCAAAAAGAGAUUAGUCAAUGUUGCAAUUACGGUCUUGUUUUCUCUUAAUAUCCCUGUGCAAGGAUGUUCAGACUUACCUAGCUACUGCAUGAUGUUAUAGGUUGACUUGAUCGAAAUAGCAAAGUGGCUGUUUUAGGGGUCUGAUAGAUUUUUUUUUUUUUUUGGUUUUUUUUGUUAUGGUAAUAGCUAAAAUCUGAAAUUACACGAAGUUGCAUUGAUGUCGCUGAUCUGAUGACCAUCUGUUUUUGUGUGAUAGACUUAUGUUUUUGUGUUUCAAACCAUCUGGGUCAUUAAGAUAUGAAUCAGAUUUAUUCUGGCGACA